AUGGCUCAGCUUGCACGAAGCAAGCCAGCCGCUGCUUUGCUCGCGCUCGCGACGCACUAUGUACUUCACAAUGGCGAAUGGGACAAUUCCUUUCACGUAUUCUUAGGUAUCUGGACAGUCGGCUUCACUGGGUUGGCAGUUUCUCAGUAUGCUUACGAUCCCCGAUUACACGGUAUUAUUGCUGCUGCAAAGAUCAGUGCGGCUUUUGCAGCUGUGUACUUCGGGGUCUUGAUGGCGAGCAUCUUUAUUCACCGAGCGUUCUUCCACCGUCUUCGAAACAUUCCGGGUCCGUUCUUCGCGCGCAUUUCCAAGUUUUACAGCGUUUUCGCGGGCGUGCUCCCAGACUACCAAUACUAUAAGAAGAGUGAAGAGCUACACAAGACAUACAAGACUGACGUGAUUCGGACUGGCCCACGCGAAGUAACUGUGUACUGCACAGAUGCUAUUCCACUCAUCCACGGCCCAAUGUCGAGGUGCCGCAAAGGCCCAUGGUACUCUGGCUCUUCACAUAUUGGCGGCACAUCUACACAAACCACACGCAAUAAGGACGAGCAUAAGCGUAGACGCAAGGCUUGGGACCACGCAUUCAACGCCAAAGCACUUCGCGAAUACGAGCCCCGUCUGAACAGGCAUGCGCUAGCCCUGAUGUCACAGCUGAAAGAGCAGGCCAAAAGUCCUUCAGUUCGCUUUACGAACUGGGCAAAUUUUUACAGCUUCGAUGUAAUGGGCGAUGUUGGCUUCAGUCGCAGCUUCGGCAUGGUUGAAAAGGGCGAAGAAGAUGAAAUGAUCAAGCUCCUUCACGAAAGCAUGUCGCCGCUCAGCAUCUUCGGACACCUAAACUGGGGUCUGAAUCUGGCUACACGCACUGCAGCCGGGGCGAAGGCACUAAUUGAUCAUAUUGACUGGACAUCUAAAGUUAUGGAAGAGAGGGCAAAGGUGAGUAUCUCUGGGCUGACUAUUCGCAAGAUCACGCCCAAGGAGAACGACGUCUUCACUUGGCUCCUUGACCCAAACGCCACGAGAGUGUCACCAGAACUGAACGCGGAUUCGCGCUUGCUGGUAGUAGCUGGAAGUGACACGACCGCGGCAACACUUGCAUGGAUCGCCUGCGAGCUCUGCAAACAACCCGAGAUUCAAGCCAAGCUCCGCAAGGAAAUCGAUGCCAUCACACCCUCCAAAUCCUUUCUCGAAGUUGAAGACGUAGCUAACUGCGCUUUCCUCGACGGCGUCAUCAACGAAGCUCUCCGCCUACAUCCAGCCGUACCCUCCGGCGUCCAACGCGAAACCCCACCCGAAGGCAUAACCCUCCCCAACGGUACCUAUAUCCCCGGCAACAUCAUCAUCUGGAUGCCCAUCCACUGCAUCCAGCGGGACCCGCGAUACUUCGCGCAACCCCUAACCUUCCUACCCGAGCGCUGGACAGACGAGCAGCCCGAAGCCGUCAUCGAGAAACGCGCAUUCAUGCCCUUCAGCACAGGCAUUUACAACUGCGUCGGCCAGAAACUUGCCAUGAUGGAGUUGCGCAGCGUGACGGCGAAUUUGAUCAAGUUGUUUGAGGUGGAGUUUGCGGAGGGAGAGGAUGGAAAGGAGAUCUUGGAGAAGAGUAGGGAUUGCUUUACGACGAAUGUGGGGAAGUUGGAUGUUCGGUUGAAGCCGAGAUAUAAGGCAUGA
Messenger RNA from Parastagonospora nodorum SN15, 1671 nucleotides. RefSeq lists its product as hypothetical. Lineage: Eukaryota; Fungi; Ascomycota; Dothideomycetes; Pleosporales; Phaeosphaeriaceae. The transcript is spliced from 6 exons. Gene Ontology annotation, molecular function: oxidoreductase activity, acting on paired donors, with incorporation or reduction of molecular oxygen; iron ion binding; monooxygenase activity. The record is from RefSeq and is a predicted model, not a curated record. The coding region runs from base 1 to 1671 and encodes 556 amino acids.